UUGACUUUUUGGUCAACCCCAUUUGCAAACGCUUUUUUGCUUCAUCAGCUAUUUCAUGCAUUCUGACUCUGACGAUACAUACAACCAACAACAAUUCAUUGACAUCAGAAAACAAAAGAAGCAACAAAAGUACGCAAAAUCCAAAAAGUUUCAGAAUGGCAUCGAUAAAUAUGAACCGCAGCACAAUGAGCCUGCUAUUGCACAAGCGGGCUCUAGCAGCAACACUUUGGAAAAUGAAAGACCCAAGUGCAUGAUUAAUAAUGUGCCGAUGGAGGUCCUCAUCCAUAUCUUUGCUCGACUAGACCCUAGUUCUCUUAUAUUUGCGGCCCAAGUCUGUAAAUUUUGGAGACAUAUCGUCAAGGACGAUACAUGCUGGCGUCAAGGGUUUAUAGCUUAUUUCGGAGCUCCUCCCUUCAAAAGACUAGCAUCUGAUUCAUGGAAGUCAGAAUAUGUCUUGAGAACUCAUUUACACAGGAAAUGGGAGAAGGGCAGAGGCACUGUGUUGGUUUUCGACCCGAAGAUUGGCCCAUUGGACAAUAUCUUUGUCAAUUUUCAGAAUUCUUGGAUGCUUUCGGGAACUUUGGGCAGAGCUAUGGCGACCAAAUCCGACCCAUCCACCGGAAAGACAGAUCGAAUUGCCAUCUUCGGUCAUGAAGAUGCCGAACCAUCUCCUGUAUCGUCCAUGAAGAUGGAUGGCCAUCAGAUCAUAUGGGGCCAUUUCGAUGGAUACCUCACCAUUACAACCAGAACUAUAUCAACAAGCGGCCGACAGUUGAAAAGGUUUACCGAUUUUCACGAGGGCCCAGUGACGGCAGUUACUACAUCAUCUACGCUACACAAUGUUGUGUUAAGUGGUGGUCAAGAUGGAAUUGUCAAGAUUUGGGAUAUUGCAUCGGGACGCUGUGUCGGCAAUUUACUGGGAGCCAGGUCUGCUGUUACCAAAAUAUGUGUGGAUUCCCGUAAAAGAAUCAUUGCAGGCUGUACCGAUGGUAGCACGCUCGUGUGGAAUGUUGAUGUGGUUGCUGUACUGACGGCUGCAAGAAAUGCCAAUGGUCACAGGCACGUGUACGAAGGUGGUCAAGAUGCCGCACCGGUGUAUUCUCAACUUCCAGAUUUUGGAGUAACCCCGCCAGGCGAGGAUAUGCCCAUCAUGGAAAUUCUUUAUGAUGAUGAGCAUGAGUUUCUCAUUGUUCAGUAUUCCAACUGUUCACGAAUCUACAAAUACAGCGCUUCCGAUGGUCAACGUCAAGCUGUGUUCGAGAAUCCUAAUAGUACCGCCAAAAUUACGUGCAUACAAUGGGAUAAAGAGGCGACAUCCGCUAAUGAAGAGGAACCCACGCCUCCUAAAGCAAAUGUCAGGCAAUCUAGACAUCAACAAGACAUCAUAGCUGCAUCCAAUUUCCCAGUCGUUACCAGCAAUGAAUUGUUCCCCAGCGUAACAAUCAGAAUCCUUGCCAGUGGCGAUGAAAAUGGAAAUGUAUGCUUGUUCGACAUGGAUUCGGUGUCUACCAAAGCUACUAUGCCUCUUACCACCAUUCAUGGCCAUCAUACUGCCAUUAGUGCUAUCUACCUUGAUGCUUGCAAAGUGGUUACUGGAAGUACUGACGGCUGGAUUAAGAUUUGGGAUCCAAUAAGCGGUGUCAAUAUCAAGAUUUUACAUAACAAAAUACCGCGUAAUGCCCCGGUAGAUCGUACGGACAUGGAUUUGUUUUCCGUCAGGAAGAUUAUCUGUACGGAUUAUGUUGGUGUCGCCAUCAUUGGCAACCAAAUUAAAUCUUGGGACUUUUCACCUGACAAGCAGCUACUGAGCAGACGGAAGCUUCGACCCAAAAAGUCCAAUAACGCCGGCAACUUGUAUUCUUCCAGAGGACAGCUGCAAGCCGAAAUUCAUGAAGCGAUGAAUGAAUCCAAGUCGAGAAUAGCCGAUGAACGAAAAGCCAUGGAAGAAGAAACUCGUACCAUUCAGAAACUGACACUUGGUCUUUCCGAUACAGAAGCACUGGAGUACGCCAUCAUGCUCUCCGAGGAAGCCAGCGUGCAGGCUACACCUGUUGUUCAGAUCAAGGAUGACCACGACAAAGGCACUGAAGAAGAUGAGGAGCUCAUGCAGGCAGUGAUUGCAAGCUUAGAAUCUGCCAAGCAUGAGCAAAGUAGUGACCGGGUUUCAAACGAUGAAGGUGACGCUACACCUUCCAACGACUCUCUGUCGUUGUUUUCAGAAUCAACCAGCGUCACGGAUGAUAGAGAGCUUUAUCAGGCCUUGGAUGACCCCACUGAGUGGCCAUCUAUUGGAAGCGCAAAGAAUAGUAUACCCAGCAGUUGGAGUGAUUCUAACCCAGGCCGCAUCCUAGAGCAGGCUCCGUCCCGUCCUGCUGCCAGUAGAUACGUCGAGGAUGAAGAUGACGAAGAGCUGCAAUAUGUCCUGAAGCUCAGUAUGGGUGAAGUUUAGCACCCGAUAGAUAGAGUUGAUACAAGUUUUUUUGAGUUUAUUUGCUUUCCACCGAUUGUUCCUUGGGAACAGUCUUGUUUAAUAAAACCCAUUGUGGUCUUUGUUUGAAAGAAAGAAA
Molecule: messenger RNA, 2567 nt
Organism: Umbelopsis ramanniana AG
Lineage: Eukaryota; Fungi; Mucoromycota; Umbelopsidomycetes; Umbelopsidales; Umbelopsidaceae
Exons: 7
Coding region: 56-2449 (797 amino acids)
Molecular function (GO): protein binding
Source: RefSeq, a predicted model, not a curated record